Molecule: messenger RNA, 3273 nt
Organism: Microcebus murinus (gray mouse lemur)
Lineage: Eukaryota; Metazoa; Chordata; Mammalia; Primates; Cheirogaleidae
Source: RefSeq, a predicted model, not a curated record
CCGACCUCGCCGGCUUCCGGUCCCGAGGGGGAGCGCGAGUGGGAGAAACUUCAGUCACGUGCUUUUGUUGUCUUCUUUUUUUUGUGUGUGGUCCGGAGCCCUUUGCCCUUUGACCUUAGGGGCGUGGCGGUGGGGGGUUGCAGGAGACGGGGAAGCGCGGCGAGACCACCUGUUCGGCUCGUGCGCCAACGUGGUCACUAACUGCCAAGAGAAAAUCCAGCAUUGGACGAAGGUAGAUAAUGACUAUAAUGCCCUGCGAGAAAGACUCAGUACCUUGCCUGAUAAGUUGUCUUAUAAUAUUAUGGUACCAUUUGGCCCGUUUGCCUUCAUGCCGGGAAAACUCGUGCACACUAAUGAAGUCACUGUUUUACUCGGGGACAACUGGUUUGCGAAGUGCUCGGCAAAGCAGGCCGUAGGUUUAGUUGAGCACCGGAAAGAACAUGUAAGAAAAACAAUAGAUGAUUUAAAAAAAGUGAUGAAAAAUUUUGAAUCCAGAGUUGAAUUCACAGAAGAUUUGCAGAAAAUGAGUGAUGCAGCAGGGGAUAUUGUUGACAUAAGAGAAGAAAUUAGAAGUGACUUUGAGUUUAAAGCAAAACACCGAAUUGCUCAUAAACCUCAUUCCAAACCAAAAACUUCAGAUACUUUUGAAGCAGAUUUUGAAAACGAUGUGAAAUCCAAAGAUUGGCCUGCUGAUACGGAGCUGUGGGCUCGGCUCGAAGAGCUGGAGAGACAGGAAGAGCUGCUGGGUGAACUUGACAGCAAGCCUGACCCCGUGAUUGCCAACGGAGAGGACGCAGCCUCCUCUGAGGAGGAGAAGGACGGUGGAAGCACACAUGGGGGAGUGACUCAUCGAGUGACAGCCCCGCUCGCUCCCGGCAGUUGUCACGAGGGCGUGACAAGUUCAGAACUGUUCAAUGGUCACACGGAUAGUCAGUCGAACUGUUCAGUGAAUGGCUCAGAUUCUUAUCACAGUGACGAUGAUGAUGAUGAUGACGACGACGACGACCACAAUGGUGACGGUGACCAUGACGCUUCAGGGCUCGGAGACGACUCUAUACCAACAAUAUACUUUUCGCACACUGUCGAGCCUAAGAGGGUCCGAAUAAAUACUGGAAAAAACACCACUUUAAAAUUCAGCGAAAAGAAAGAGGAAGCCAAACGCAAGCGGAAGAGCAGCUCGGGUGGCCACUCGGCCCAGGAGCUGCCCGCCAUCAGGACUCCAGCUGACAUUUACAGAGUCUUCGUGGACCUGGUGAACGGAGAGUACGUGCCCCGCAAGUCCAUCCUGAAGGCGCGGAGCAGGGAGAGCAGCGUGUGCAGCGACACCAGCGAGGGCAGCGCCGCCGAGCCGGAGGAGCGGCGCCCGCCCCGGAGCCUCCCCGGCGAGGACGCGGCCGGCAGCGACGCGGGGGAGGGCGCUCUGGAGGAGCAGGCGCAGCGGGGCGGCCCCCAGAAGAGGCUGCUGCCCCCACCCGGGGCGCGCGAGGCUUUCUCCGGAACUGUGAUAGAGAAAGAGUUUUUAUCGCCCACCUUAGCGCCCCACCCGGCCAUCGCGCUCCCCGCCCUCCCCACCAUUCCAGAACGGAGAGAAGUUCUGUCUGAGGCAUCAGAAGAAACCGCAAAGAGGGUUUCAAAGUUCAAAGCUGCCAGACUGCAGCAGAAAAACUAGGCCCUGCCUGGGAAAUGGGAAUUCACACCCUAAAACACAGCGGUGCAUUUGUUGAGAGCACACGUGGCAGAACAUGUUACGUGUUGUUGGAAGUGAGGCUUCCUGAGUUAGUUUGGCAACAAGUUCUUCUGCCCUUAUCUGUUUUAUUUAAAAAAUCAAAGUAAAUGUUUGAAUACUUCAAUAUUCAGCUUGUUCUGUUAAUUCUCUGAACACGGUCCACAUUCUUGUCUAAGUCUGCCUUAUCAUGCAGUAGCAGCGUUUUGAGUUACUUUUCAGAAAGUACUGUUCAUAUGCAUUGUUUUUGUGUUUCAGACGAAACAGGCAGUUCUGUACCAGCUGUAAUGUUGUGCCUACCAUACGGACCAUUUUAAAGAAAAUUUUAAAAUUUCAAACAGUUCCAACAAUUAUAUUGCUUUCACAUUUUAAAGGCACUUUAAAAUAAAAUCUCCUUCUCUUGUAGGUUUUUGCAGCUAGGUGGCUAUUUUAAAAAAAAACCUCUCCCCUCUAAAUGUCCUACUGUAAUCUUUAAGGCAGAAAGCUACGUGGACCCUAUGGGAAAGUUUCUUUGGUUGGAAGUCUGAUAUUUUGUAAAACAUUUUUUUUUUUUUCAAGUAAAGACUUUACGAAACUUGGUCUCCAAAAUGUUGUGAACUUUAUGAUUCAGAGUGUAGAUGUGUCCUUGAUUCUUAUGUGCUGCCUGCACUUCCUGACAAACCCUCUUAUGGCUCCGUAGGUGGGUACCGCCUCUCCCUCGGUAUGUGUGUGUGGUUUUCACUGGGAUGAAGUUCUGGGAGAGAAGGAAAGGUUGUCUAGAUGCUAAAAAAUAGAUUUCUUAAAUAAAAAUGUCUUAUGUUCUAAUCUUCUCAACAUUUUUAUUCUUUAUUUUCCUACUAGUAAAUAACUGAAAUGACAUAUUUACUUUUGGCAAAACUCCUUAGAAUAAAGAGAAAUUUGUUCUAACAUUGAAAAUUACACUGCAAGUUAAUCAUUCGGCUUUGAUGCAUUCUCAAAUGUGGCUUUCAGACAGCAUCCUGCAUUAGUACUAAAAUAAGCCAUCGGUGCCAGUCCACCCUCUAUUCAUGGCUAAAUAUUUAAAGGUUAUUUAUAGCUGCUUUAAUGAAUUCCUGCUUAAACAAAGUGAAAUUAUGUCCUAGAAAAGUAGAACCUAUUUGUAACUAGAACAGCAUAACUGUAGAAGUUUUAUGAAUAUGUAUUUUAAUGAUAAGGGGGGGGAUACUAGUUAAUGGCUAAUUCAGAACGAAGGACUGAUUUUGAAAGAUUGCCUAAAAAUGUGGGUUUGUUCUUCAGUAAAUUUUGAUCAAUUCUGCAUAUAUUUUUCUAGUUAAAAACUGUUUUUCUUUCAGACCAUCCCUCCACUCCGAAAGACCUAACCAAAUACGAGUACGUUACACACACACACACACACACACACACACACACACACACACACACACACACUUCUGUUUCAAACUGCUAUUUACAGUUUCUGUUCUAAAUUGUUUUUUCUCCUAGAAACGAACUAUUGUAGGACUAUUGUGGUGUUCAUUACAGACAUGUAGUUUCAAGAGUAUUGUCAUUAAAUAAUUUCUCGUGUUUAUAAACUU